UCUGCUUCAGCACCGCCUGGCCAUGAAUCCUCCCCAAAGUUCCCUGGAAGGGAACCGCCGCGGACCCAAACCACAUUAAAACAAGUUCGUGUGGAUUCAGAAGCAAAUGUUGGGCUGGAAAUGAUUUUUAAAAUGUGUUUAUGAUUAUUAGAAACCAGAAAAUCCCGGGACCGCCGCCUCAGAUUUGGGAAUUUGAAGGAAUCUGAUGAUCAGGUGAAUAAAAGCGGAUUUUUUUAGGAAGCAGAGGAGAAGGCUGUGCGCUCGGAACCGGACCGGACCGCGAGGAUGGAGAUCCGGCCGGACAGGUUCAAAGCUGCGGCAGCGAAGACUCUGGGGAAGAUUUACGGGGCGCUAGAGAAGAAGCAGGAAAAUGGCGAAACCAUCGAGCUGUCGGCGGAGGGCCGGCCGGAGCUGGUGCAGGAGAAGGAGAUGCCGGUGGUGGACUGCACCUGCUUCGGCCUGCCCCGCCGCUACAUCAUCGCCAUCCUGUCCGGGAUCGGCUUCUGCAUCUCGUUCGGCAUCAGGUGCAACCUGGGCGUGGCCAUCGUCAGCAUGGUCAACAGCCACACCGUCUUCAGGGACAACAAGGAGGUCAUCGUGAAAGCUCAGUUCACCUGGGAUCCAGAGACGGUUGGGAUGAUCCACGGUUCCUUCUUCUGGGGUUACAUCGUCACUCAGAUCCCCGGAGGUUUCAUCUGUCAGAGGUUCGCAGCAAACAGGGUGUUUGGCUUCGCCAUCGUCGCCACUUCCUGCCUGAACAUGCUGAUCCCCACGGCGGCGCGGAUGCACUUCGGCUGCGUCAUCAUAGUGAGGAUCUGUCAGGGCCUGGUGGAGGGCGUCUCUUACCCGGCCUGCCACGGCAUCUGGGCCAAAUGGGCCCCGCCGCUGGAGCGAAGCCGGCUGGCCACGACGGCCUUCUGUGGAUCUUAUGCGGGCGCGGUGAUCGCCAUGCCGCUGGCUGGGAUCCUGGUCCAGUACUCAGGAUGGUCCUCCGUCUUCUACGUCUACGGGACCUUCGGGGUCAUGUGGUACUGCUUCUGGAUCCUGGUUUCCUACGAGAGUCCGGCGGCUCACCCGACCAUCACGGAGGAGGAGCGGACGUACAUCGAGGAGAGCAUCGGCGAGUCGGCUCAGCACACGGUGACGAAGUUCAACACUCCGUGGAAAUCGUUCUUCACCUCCAUGCCGGUCUACGCCAUCAUCGUGGCCAAUUUCUGCCGCAGCUGGACCUUCUACCUGCUGCUCAUCAGCCAGCCCGCCUACUUCGAGGAAGUGUUUGGCUUCGAGAUCAGCAAGGUGGGAAUGCUUUCUGCUCUGCCUCACCUGGUCAUGACCAUCAUCGUUCCCAUCGGAGGCCAAAUCGCCGACUACCUGCGGUCCAACCACAUCAUGACCACCACCAACGUCAGGAAGAUCAUGAACUGUGGAGGGUUCGGGAUGGAGGCCACCCUGCUGCUGGUGGUCGGCUUCUCGCACACGAAGGGCGUCGCCAUCACCUUCCUGGUUCUGGCGGUGGGAUUUUCUGGCUUCGCCAUUUCAGGUUUUAACGUCAACCACCUGGACAUCGCGCCGCGAUACGCCAGCAUCCUCAUGGGGAUCUCCAACGGCGUGGGCACGCUGUCCGGCAUGGUCUGCCCGCUGAUCGUUGGCGCCAUGACCAAACACAAGACGCGGGAGGAGUGGCAGGGUGUGUUUCUGAUCGCCUCACUCGUUCAUUACGGCGGGGUUAUAUUUUAUGGUAUUUUUGCCUCUGGGGAGAAGCAGCCGUGGGCCGAGCCGGAGGAGCUGAGCGUGGAGAAGUGCGGCAUCCUGGACGAAGACGAGCUCGCCAACGAGACGGAGGAACUGUACCGCUCCAGCGGGGGAGCCGGCUACGGCGCCACCACCCAGGGCUCCGACCCCAACGGAGGCGGCGGCGGCUGGGUCUCGGACUGGGACAGAACCGAGGAGUACGUCCAGCCGGCCGGGACCAACAGCUACGCUUACGGAGGCGAGCCAGAGUUCACAUAGAAGCAGCCAGAGAAACACUAACAGCUCAGCAGCCGCGUGGAAACACUGAAGGAACUAAAACAGCAACCAGGCUUUUCAGGAAGCCCGACCUUUGACCUUUAAAGACAUUUAAAGUGAGGAUGGUAGUUAAAUGUGUGACUGCAGUCAGGAAUCAGAAGCCUUUCUGCAAACUUUCACUGGAAUCAGGCUUGUUGUUAAGAUGAGGCGUCCAUCUUUAAUAGCGGCAGACGGCUCUGUGUUUCCAUCAUGACUUGGUUUUUAUUGGUUUGAUGCUCAUUUAAAUUUGAGUUUCUGUUUUAUCCACUGAAACAUCACAGAUCAGCGUUGAAACAGACGGAUCUAACGGCGUGGGUCCUGGAUAACUGAAUCUAAAUAAUGGUUAAGAGUUUGGUUACACCUUGGAAAAUCCUUCAUGUUGUUCCCAGAAACUCACAGCAAGAGAGUUUAAUUUAUCUAAAUACGUUUUUCAGUCUGUGGAAGGAAGCCAGAAAGAGUCUGUCUGUUCACAGGGACAAAAUGGAAACUGGUCAUAAAAACACAUCAGAUGGGACUCUUUAGGAAAUGAAGACAACAGAACCUUCAUUUUGUUUUCGGGUCGUUUCUUCCCAGUUCUAAUUGAUACCAACAUUUCCUUUUUUUCUCUAUAUGUAGAACAAUGAAAAUUUGUACCUGAAUCAUUUCAAAACAAAACAACUGAAACCGACAAACUUUAUGACCAAUUCUUUGGUCAGAUUGUUAUUGUUGAGCUAAGCUAGCACUAGCUAAUUAGCAGGUGAAAGGCUAACUUUAGCUUAAGUGACUGAACUCAUUCUCUAAAACUAAAGUCAUUAUUACACAGCGUAGUUUCACCAACAUGAUUUUGUUUUCUGUGCAUCAAACUAAAAUGUUUUAUUGAUUCGGACCAACGAUGGAAACAUUCAACGUACUGUGGCAACUAAAGAUUUAGUUGCCAAAGUCCUUAGACAACUAAGUCCUGAAUAUUAUAAUAUUCAGCAACAGUCUGCUGUAAGGAAAUGUGAUUCUAUGACCAAAUAUGGUUAUUUAUUUGGUUAUAUAAUCACAUUUCCUUUAUAAUUACCAACUGGAAGUCACAAAUCUGAUCAUCAUAAUCUCUUUUAUUUUGGUUACGUAGAACCAAAAUGAAUGAAAUUACAGUAAAAUAUAAAAUAUUCAGGUAAUGGUGUUCAUCUGAAACCUGCUACAUAUUAUCUACACAAAAAAUUAAUGUAAUUAUACCAAAGAAAAAUAAGCCAAUUAAACUAACAAUGCCUAAAAUGACUUUACCUGACAGUUAAAUUUUAAUUCUAAAGUUAAAAACACUGUAUGAAAUAUAGUUUGUUUUAAUUACUUAACGACCAGUUCUUCAGUCAGUGUCUGAAUGUUUAGCAUAGCUAGCACUAGCUUGUGCUAGCUACUUAGCAGCUAACAGGCUGACGUUAGCAUAAGUGAAAAAAGUUGUUCUGUGAUGUGAUUAUUACUGUGACAUUAUAAUUAUUACACUGCUAAAUACUUUCCUUCAUCCUGAAUACGAGGUUCGUCGAGGUCGGAUCUGGUUGUUGGUCUGUAGUUCAAAAUGGCCGUCUUGUAGUUUAUUCUGUAACUCAGUAAACUGGGUUAAUGUUCUGACCUGGUGUUUGGAUUAAAGACGUAACCCAGCAGGUUUCUGUGUGAACAUUUCUCUUGGGUGAAUAUUUGACUAAAUCUAAAGUUUUUUUCAGCCAGCAGAAAUUUAGCAGAAAGUUUUUGCAAAAUAUUAUUUUAAUCUUUUAUCCUUUAAGAAAAGCAUUGUGCCAAUACAACAAAAUAAUGGUGUAUUCUGUAGUAUUGGUUUAUGAGGAAGUGAACAGUCUGUAGUGAUAUAGAAGAAAAUUAUUUUGUAAAAUGAACAGAAAAUACAAAAGUCUUUGACCUUUUUGCCUAUUGAAGGAAAGUUAUUACGCAAAAUAACAUCGUCUUCAUGAAUUAGUGUCUGAGUUUAGAUUCUUCACAAUUCCGUUUUCAUUCAAAUCCAUCAUUUUAAUUUCUGUUAAAUAUGUUUUAUAUGUCAAAUGUGUAUUUAUGUUAAUUUAUUGUUCACCAGCUUCGUCUGGCGUUAGCAUAGAUCUAAACACGAUCCAGGAAAAGCACAAACAGCAUCAGCACAUUAAGUCUUAUAUCACUCUGACAGACUCUUAAAUAAACGAGCCGAUAACAAAUCAAUUAACUGGUGUAUUGUACAAACACACUUAGUUUUAUUUUUAGUGGCAUGUUCUCAUAUAAAUCCCAGAAUAAAUGCUCAAUGUAACGAAAUGUCAUUGGUUUAAGUCACAGGAUGGUACUGUUGUACUGAGUGGUGUAAAGGCAACAAAUGUUAGUUUUUGUUUUUUUUAUUGAUUUGUCUCCUUUGUGAAACUGAACUGUUUAAAAAAUCCUGUACAUGUGGAAAUGUAUAAUAAAAUGUA
Gambusia affinis (western mosquitofish) is the source of this 4451-nucleotide messenger RNA. RefSeq names its product vesicular glutamate transporter 1-like. The transcript has 13 exons. The coding region runs from base 286 to 2010 and encodes 574 amino acids. Gene Ontology annotation, cellular component: excitatory synapse; synaptic vesicle membrane. Gene Ontology annotation, biological process: neurotransmitter loading into synaptic vesicle; transmembrane transport; synaptic transmission, glutamatergic. Gene Ontology annotation, molecular function: neurotransmitter transmembrane transporter activity; L-glutamate transmembrane transporter activity. The record is from RefSeq and is a predicted model, not a curated record. Lineage: Eukaryota; Metazoa; Chordata; Actinopteri; Cyprinodontiformes; Poeciliidae.